AUGAACAGCAUAUUCUUGGAGGAUCCGAGUCUCUCCGAGGUGAAGAUUCUGUGCCCGGCUGGUGGCUGCUGUACGGAGGGAGAUGUGCUGGAUGUGCUGCUGCGUCAACGGAGCUCCGCGUCCACCUACCUCGUCCUGUGGCAGGCACUCUACAGCCGGAGGGUACUUCUGCUGGUAGAUGGUGGUGAUGAAAAUGAUCCUCAGAGCUGGGAGUUUCUGACACACUACCUGCAUCAUCUGACUGUCAUUGGACAUCCAGUGGUCCUAUUUGCUCGACCCUUGCAGUCGUCUUUUCGAUGGCACUUGAAAGAUCAUUUCGCUGCUACCAGCAGCUUUCGCCUGGGCUGUUUGUCGCAGCCCCUGCAACGCCUUGGCGCCUCUGCACGGCUGGGCUUGGCGUCGGAGGACUUUCAGUCACUGGGAGCUUCGCAGGUUUCAGGGUGGGAACAGGUCCAGCAUCCACCAUGGUUUCAGGGUUGUGCUGAUGGAACACACUUUUAA
Messenger RNA from Cladocopium goreaui, 501 nucleotides. The record is from the annotation of a GenBank genome assembly. Lineage: Eukaryota; Dinophyceae; Suessiales; Symbiodiniaceae.